UCUUCUGCUAUGGAAAGAAAACUGGAAACCCUCAAGAAAUUGCAGUCAUUAUUGGAAGCAAAAUUUGUCAUCGACAAUCGACUAGUAAAAGCUAGAGCCCACAAGGAUAAAUUCAAGGCUUUGCGGAAGCAGGCGGAGAAGGAGAAAUCCAAAGCUAUAGAGAAUAUUGAUUCAUUGAGGAGGAAACUAGAGGAAGAAGAGGCUUCGAUGAAAAUAGAAGCAGAAAACAUAAGGCAAACAACUGAAAAGAAGAUGCAGAAAUAUGAUGAAGACAUAAAGAGGCUUCAGAAAAUGAUCAUGGAGUUUAGUCUCGCUGCUGCUGAUAUAUCGAAGAUAGCAGCUCUUAACGUGACGAAAAGGCUGGCUGUCUUUCAGGAGAACUUCAGCGAGGCUCCAUAUGUGAAACGAGAGAGAGAGUGCGUCAUGUGCUUGACUAAUGAGAUCUCUGUGGUUUUCAUCCCAUGUGCGCAUCAGGUUCUAUGCGUUCAGUGCAACGUGAUCCAUGAGAAGCAUGGGAUGACAGACUGCCCUUCUUGCAGGACGGCCAUCCAAAAGCGUGUCUCUGUUAUUUUUCGCGUUGAUUAGCAGCUCAGUUGGAGUGCCUUUUAUUACAUUUAGUACAAACUACAGUUUCAAACAGAACUUUGAAACAGUUGUAGAAUGCAUGAAUCUGAGGA
This is a messenger RNA of Salvia hispanica, 677 nucleotides long. Its product is annotated as putative E3 ubiquitin-protein ligase RF4. NCBI's taxonomy places the organism in Eukaryota, Viridiplantae, Streptophyta, Magnoliopsida, Lamiales, Lamiaceae. The record is from RefSeq and is a predicted model, not a curated record.